UGUAGGCCACGGCGCCGGCCCCGGGAGCUGGACAGAUGCUGUGGCUUUUUCAUGUUUCAGACAGACCCACCCAGGUGAAAGGGUCUUGGCGGACAGAUGCCCAGCGCCGGAGAAACCCAGGCCAGCUCCUCCUUGUCCCCCUCAUCUCCACCCUGUUCUCAGAAAAGGGCUGUGGGGUAAACAGCUGUGUGAAGAGUGAUGAGCAUGCCUUGGAGGAGUUGGAAACGGAAGGGGAGAGGCAGCUGAAAAGCCUCCUUCAGCAUCAACUUGAUACCGCUGUCUCCAUUGAGGAAUGUGUGUCUAAGAAAGAGAGCUUUGCUCCUGGUACUAUGUACAAGCCCUUUGGGAAGGAAGCAGCUGGGACUAUGACUUUGUCCCAGUUCCAGAUACUGCAUGAGAAGGACCAGGAAACUGCUUCUCUCAGGGAACUAGGGCUCAAUGAAACAGAAAUCUUGAUCUGGAAGAGCCAUGUUUCAGGUGAAAAGAGGACAAAACUGAGGGCAACCCCUGAAGCAAUACAGAAUCGUCUUCAAGAUAUUGAAGAAAGGAUCUCAGAGCGUCAGCGCAUUCUUUGCCUGCCACAGAGAUUUGCAAAGAGCAAACAGCUGACCCGGCGAGAAAUGGAAAUAGAAAACUCCUUAUUUCAGGGAGCUGAUCGUCACUCCUUCCUUAAGGCUCUUUAUUACCAAGCAUACCACAAAAAGACAAGUGCAGACAAGUACAUGACCUCAAUGAAGAGGAAGAUAAAAUUAGGCACAAAAGAUGAACCCCAAAAGAAGAACAAAGGUGAUCCCAUGAACAACCUGGAAAGUUUUUACCAAGAGAUGAUAAUGAAAAAACGUCUUGAAGAGUUCCAACUUAUGAGAGGUGAACCCUUUGCUUCCCACUCACUGGUCUCAGCUACAUCAGUGGGAGAUAGUGGCACAGCUGAGAACCCGUCAUUACUCCAGGACAAGGGAAAACAGGCAGCACAGGGUAAAGGUCCCAGUCUCCAUGUGGCAAAAGUUAUUGAUAAUUCACCUGAGCAGUGUUGGACUGGGCCUAAGAAGCUGACGCAGCCAAUAGGAUUUGUCCCAGAAGAUGAGAUCCAGAGAAAUCGUUUGUCAGAGGAAGAGAUCCGAAAAAUUCCUAUGUUUUCUUCAUAUAAUCCAGGGGAGCCAAACAAGGUAUUAUACUUGAAGAACCUUAGCCCUCAAGUGACGGAAAGAGAUCUUGUCUCAUUGUUCGCUCGGUUCCAGGAGAAAAAAGGACCUCCAAUUCAAUUCCGAAUGAUGACUGGACGAAUGAAGGGGCAGGCUUUCAUCACCUUCCCCAGUAAGGAGAUAGCAUGUCAAGCAUUGCAUCUAGUAAACGGAUACAAACUACAUGGGAAAAUAUUGGUGAUAGAAUUUGGAAAGAACAAAAAGGAACGGUCAGAUCUCCAGGCUGCUUCUCUGAUAUCACAUGCAACAGAAAGCACUACAGAAAUCAGUGGAAGCUAGAGGAUAUAAGAUUAGAGUCCUGGGAGGUCUUUCUUGCAUCAGAAUCUUGGUUCUAGGAAUUCCUUACAGCAAUUUGUUUAGAAUUGAAGAAGAGAAACUUAACUGAGGGAGAGAACAAUCUAAUUAAGAUAAUCCCUUUCAGCUUUCGGAGACAAUUGGUAGAAAACAUUUUCUAUAAUCAAAGAUGAUAUAGGACAGACAAUAUGCUGAGUCUGAAGGGUAGGGUACAAAGAAUAUCAUUUUCUCAGGACACAUUACAAAUGAUUAUUUCCAAGGAUUUUUUAAAUCAUUGUAAUUUAUCUAGAGUUUUAAAUAUUAUUCCCUAGAGAUAACUUUCUUUCCAAGACUGCCUCCUAUAUACAGAACUAAAAAAAAAAACUAAAUGUUGAAAUAUUUAUUUUUCAGAGUCCAUUUGUCUCUAAUUUUAUUCACCUAGUAAACCAAUGACCAGGACCCCCAGACCUAAACAUCAACAAAUGCUAUUAAAUGAGAACGAUCAGCAGUAACAGUAAGUAGUUUCAUAAGUCAGUACACAUAUUUGAUGAAUUAUUCCCCGUUAAGUUAUCAGUGUCUUCAAAAAGCCAUAUAUUUUUCUAAUGAAAGCAUUUAGAUCUAAAUAUUGAUGUCCUCAUGGUCAUUUAAGCUAGCUACCAUUGAGUAAUUGAAUUCAAAGCAAUAAAUAUUAAAUAAGCAUCUAAUAUAUGUUAGGUAUUAGAUAUAUGAAUUUUAAAAGGGGAACAUACUAGCAACAAUUAUUAAAGGGGGAUGGGAAGAAAGAGUUAUCUAGAAAAGAGGCAGCCAGCCCCAAAACCCCCAGUUGUUUCUGGUUGCUAGAGAAUAGAAAGAGAUUAUGGCAGAGGAAGUAGUACAAGCUUUGGAGUCACACCUGUGUUUGAACUUCACAGCUACACUGACCACUCCAUGACCUUGGCAAGUCACUUAACCUGAGCCUCAGUUUUCUCAUCUAUAAAAUGAGGAUUAUAAUACUACUUACCUCAUUGAGUUAUGAAGAUUAAAUGAGAUGAUAUUAUCCAGGCUGAAGAACAGAAAGGAAAAAAAGAAUAAAGGAAAUUGAACAGAAUAUAGGUCCAUUAAGUAUUCCAACAUACUUGUAAUGGGUGUACCAGAAAAAGAGAAGAGAAAGG
This is a messenger RNA of Rhinolophus ferrumequinum (greater horseshoe bat), 2626 nucleotides long. RefSeq names its product RNA binding motif protein 41 (gene RBM41). NCBI's taxonomy places the organism in Eukaryota, Metazoa, Chordata, Mammalia, Chiroptera, Rhinolophidae. Gene Ontology annotation, biological process: mRNA splicing, via spliceosome. Bases 36 to 1481 code for a protein of 481 amino acids. The transcript has 8 exons. Gene Ontology annotation, molecular function: pre-mRNA intronic binding; U12 snRNA binding. Gene Ontology annotation, cellular component: U12-type spliceosomal complex. The record is from RefSeq and is a predicted model, not a curated record.